This is a messenger RNA of Coccidioides posadasii C735 delta SOWgp, 1094 nucleotides long. The record is from RefSeq and is a predicted model, not a curated record. Lineage: Eukaryota; Fungi; Ascomycota; Eurotiomycetes; Onygenales; Onygenaceae.
GCCUCUCUUGAUGAGAGAGCUUACGAUGAUCUGAUGUUAUAAAGCCAAGUUAAAAGGUCGGUUCCCGGCCAUUUGUUUCCUCGUAUUUCGAUUGCUUCAAACUAUCCCAAACGAGCGUCUUGUUUGAUCUCAUUACCAUUCGUACUUCUGGAAAUUACUUUAUUGAGUAUUCUAAAAAGAAUACUAAGCUCACUGUGUAGUCGCAUCAGCCUGUUCCAUCGUCCUUUGUUUCGCUGCGGAAAGCUCACUUGGCACAAGCGAUUACUGACGGGCGAUAUACACCUAAAAAUCGAGUAAUAGUUAGCUGAUUGUCGUUUGACAACCCAACCUCCCUUUGAGGGCUUUGGUUGAAUAUGCCAUUUCUAUCUCGUGUUGUUUCUGUCUUUCUCCGGAUUGGGGAGAUAGGCUUCGGAGCAGUCGUUGCUGGUAUUAUAGGGUCUUAUCUGCAUGACUUUGACGGCACCGAUGUCUGGCCACAGGCACGUUGGAUCUAUACCGAAGUUGUGGCGGGCGUCUCCAUUCUUCUGGCUCUGCUGUGGCUGCUGCCUUUCUCAGGCUCGUUCUUCAUGUGGCCGACUGAUCUGGUCCUGUCGUUUGCAUGGUUUGCUGCGUUUGGACUCCUAGUCAACGCUCUCAACGACCUGGAUUGCGGCGGGGUGUUCGAAUGGGGCAAUAUCACCGGGAGCAGUACCUGUUCUAGAUGGAAGGCUUCUGAGGCGUUUAGCUUCCUCUCUGCGAUUUUCUGGCUGGUCUCCACGGUCGUGGGUAUUUGGUUCACUUUCCGCGUCCGUGAUAGGCAUGCGCGCCCCGUUGCUGGGGAUGCUGUAUAUGGUCGUCGCCAUCGUCGAUGGCCUGGCCGUCACAAUGUUUAAGCUGCUCAGCGUUCUGAUCUUCAGAAGACAUGAAGAGGCCGUCUCUCCUUUCCUUUUUAUAGCUUGUGUUUCACCCGAUAUUCACUUAUGAUAUGCCGGGUAUGCAGAGCUUUAUGAAUGAUGAAAUUCCUCACAAUUUCCCAUCAUUGGGCAACACUUUGAUUAAUAAAUGCUAGUCGUCUCUCUAUUUUCGAAGUGCAUCUCCUUGCAAUGUUAAUAUCA